Molecule: messenger RNA, 1952 nt
Organism: Salvia miltiorrhiza (redroot sage)
Lineage: Eukaryota; Viridiplantae; Streptophyta; Magnoliopsida; Lamiales; Lamiaceae
Product: ethylene-responsive transcription factor RAP2-13-like
Exons: 1
Coding region: 742-1725 (327 amino acids)
Biological process (GO): regulation of DNA-templated transcription
Molecular function (GO): DNA-binding transcription factor activity; DNA binding
Source: RefSeq, a predicted model, not a curated record
CGGGAGCGCAAUCCAAUAGGCUCACCCCUAUAUAAGAAAGCAGCUGAAACUCUCAUCGCCACAAAAAAGAGAAAAAAAAAAGAGUGAGGGUAAGAGAGAGAGAGCACUUUCUUCUUCAUCUCACUUGCACACACUUCACACAUUUCUAGAGAGAGAGAGAGAGCGAUAGUCUUUUGUAGAUUUCUUUUUCUUCAAUUCCCCCCCUUCUCUGAUAAUCCCCGCUUCUUAGAUCCCUUUCUGCAAAUCAUCUGUUUUUCUAUGUAUUUCUGAUUUUUGGGUUUGUUUUGCUGUUUUGUAUUUCAUCACCAAUUUUCAAAAAUCAUGAACAAAAAACAAACUUGAAUUUCAAGAAAACCAGGUGUUUUUCCAGAACGAGAUCCCUUUAUUUUUAGGAAAAUUUAACCCAUUCAUUUUUCUUUUCUACUUCACCUAAUCUUUGCUUCUUCAAAUUUUGAGGGCUUUAUUUGUCGUUCCCUCAAAAAAGGCUGGUUUUUGUUCAGCCAAACGGAUUCCAAGGGUUGCCUAUUUUAAACCCUAAUCCAAGAAGCAAUUUUUUUUCUCUUAAAAAAUUCAAAAAUCCAAAAAAAAGUUUCUUUUCCUUUGUCAAUAUUUUCUUGAUUUUAGCAUAUCCUUGUUUCUUGAAUAUUACUAAGAAACAGGCACUUUUGCUAUAUCCCUCCCCCCUCUAUCUUCAAUUUCAAGAAAUUUGUUUUUUUUCCUUAGUAGAAUUAAUUAAUUAUCAUGGCAGCUACAAUGAAUUUUUGGAGUAGCUCAGCUGAUGUAGAUCCAUUUAUAGGUGGAGAAUUAAUGGAAGCACUUGAGCCUUUUAUGAAAAGUGCUAAUUCGUCACCAAUUUCCCCUUGUUCCAAUCUCACUUCCCCCUCUUCUUUCCCACCUUCUUCCUCCUCUUCAUUCCCUUCUUACUCGAAUGAUCAAUUCUUCUCUACCCAAACAGAGCCUUCCUCCCCCUCCAGUUUCUUCCCCUCCAAUUCCUACUAUUCCUCCUCCCAAUUCGAGCCCAGUCUCUACCAGGACCAAGCCCAGGCCCAAUAUUCCUUUGGGCUGGCCCAAAACCCACACUCCACAAUGGGGCUGGGGCUCAACCCAAUCUCCCCCGUCCAAAUCCAAGACAUCCAGGCCCAGAUAUCGUACCCGGCGGCCCAAUACCCGUACCCGCCCCCGGCCCCCCACGGCCUGGGCCCGCGGGCCGUGUGUAUGAAGCAGACGGGCUCUCCCCCGAAGCCCGCGAAGCUCUACCGCGGCGUGCGGCAGCGCCACUGGGGCAAGUGGGUGGCGGAGAUCCGCCUCCCGAAGAACCGCACCCGCCUCUGGCUGGGCACCUUCGACACCGCGGAGGAGGCGGCACUCGCCUACGACGAGGCGGCCUACAAGCUCCGCGGCGACUACGCCCGCCUCAACUUCCCCCACCUCCGCCACAGCAUCGGCGAGUACAAGCCUCUCCACGCCGCCGUCGACGCCAAGCUCAGCGCCAUAUGCCAGACCCUUGCGGAGGGCAAGAGCAUCGACGCCAAGAAGGGCGCCAAGGCCUCCAGGCCCAAGAAGGCGGCGGCCGCAGCGGUCAAAACGGCUGAGCCCGAGAGCGACGGAUCGGGCCCCGAAUCAGAGCUCGUGUUUCCGGAAUUCGAGGAGGAGGAGCAGUUCGGGUUGGAUUUCGGGUCGUUGGAGAAGUAUCCGUCUUAUGAGAUAGAUUGGUCAGCUUUGUGAUUCGGUGGAAACUUAGUCUGUAAAUUUAUGGUUUUGUAGGGGUCUGCGGUGGAAUUUUUGUCAUUUGCAGGCGGUCUUUUGUAAUUUGUUGUUAAUUACCUUUAUUUAUGUUGUUUAGUCUUUCUCUAUUAACUGGUUUAGCUGGUUUUUGCAUGGCUGAAUCGGAUUAGGGGAACUUGUUUCUUUUUUAUGUUGAAUUCUUAUUUUAGUGGUAUUUAGUUACAUCA